CCUAGUUGUGGGUUAAUAAAAUUACAUACUGCAUUUAGAAAAAUCUCUAGCUGCUAUACUUUAUUAUUCAGCUCUAUACUAAAAUGGCACAAAUUAGACCUCAUGAUGAUACUGACGACGCUAUGAAAAGACUUGGCAAUUUAGACGAAAUAAUUGUAAAACAGCAUCUGAUGAACUUUGAUGUAAAAGGGUACAAGUUUAGUAUUUGUGAUUCACAAAAUCAACAAAUUAUGGAAGCAGUAGAAGAAAGCGAUGAUUCCAGUAGUUGCUGGAGAUUGUGUUGCAGCAGAACAAGGCCUUUAGUGCUACGAAUAAAUAAUAAUGACCAUAAAACUCUUAUGGAACUAAAAAGACCUUAUCGUUGUUCUGGUCCACUCUGCUGCUGUCUACAGUUUUUGUCAUUGAAGAGUCCAAGUGGAUUCAAGCUUGGAGAAAUAAAACAAAACAUGGGGAACAACCAGUCGUUUGCAGUAAGAUAUGGAUCUGGAACCGAAGUUUUUACAUUGAUAAAAGAUGAAUCUUCGAAUACAUUCAAGAUCAAAACAAAGGAAAAAGACGUUGGAAUCCUUCAAGAUCUGUCGCAUGCUUUUACAGAGGAAAACAAAAGUGGAACAACUAAUGAAUUUAAAUUGAGUUUUUCAGAAAAACUGUCCGUAUCGGAAAAGGCACUGAUUCUGUCGGCUGCAUUCCUUAUUGAUAUGUUCUAUAUGGAUAAUGGUCUGUUAAGAACAUAUAACACAAACACGAUGACUGGAGAAACUAUUGAAAUUGAGUUUUAUAACUGUAAAUACACCUUUACAAGAUGGGGUCCUGGAUUCUAUGAACAAGUAUUAAUAAAUAUUUUGUUCUAAUUUUCGAACACUUUUAAUAUGGUGUGUGUUUUGUUUUAUACAUGGCUAUCAUGUUUGAUUGAUCCUGAUUUUACAAAUUAUCAACCACUUUUAAAGCUAAAACAACUUUUAAAUCCUAAAUCUGAGCUUUUGACAGAAAUUGGUGUCUUUAUAAAGCAAUCAUUAGAAUUGCGAAAAUGAGGUCCAUGUCCAUCAAAGGCUACAUUAAUUACCAUUUAUAACUAUGUUUUUUUUAUGUUUAUAUUUGUAAUUCUUCACUGUCUGUAUUAAAUGUUGUAUUUGUGUUUGCUUGACCCAUAUGGGUGUAUUUUUGCAAAUAAAAUUAUUAUUA
Mytilus trossulus (common blue mussel) is the source of this 1182-nucleotide messenger RNA. RefSeq names its product phospholipid scramblase 1-like. The record is from RefSeq and is a predicted model, not a curated record. Gene Ontology annotation, biological process: plasma membrane phospholipid scrambling. Gene Ontology annotation, molecular function: phospholipid scramblase activity. The coding region runs from base 84 to 851 and encodes 255 amino acids. Gene Ontology annotation, cellular component: plasma membrane. NCBI's taxonomy places the organism in Eukaryota, Metazoa, Mollusca, Bivalvia, Mytilida, Mytilidae. The transcript has 6 exons.